CUUUAACCACUAUCCCUCCUACCCCCAUCCCAUUUCCAUCCCCAAAGGAGAGGCCGGAUACCUAUCGUCGUCUAGGUUUCUGCCUGUGUCGACCAUCCGUCACCCGUUCACUCGGACCGAAUUGCUGCGAUAGUCAAGAGCCUUCCCCGGAAGGCCCCGCAUAAAACCAGGCGUCAUGGCGGACGUCCGGUCCAAGAACCUCUACGAGCUUCUUGGCAAUGACCCUGAAUUGGAUCCCAACAGAGAGCCUGAGCCUCCUACGAAAGCUGUAGACAGACCUGCUCCCCGUGUUGGCAAGCGCGAUGCUCCCAAGGAAGCUCCCAGCACCCAGCCCCGUGCCGAGAACAACUCUCGCCGCGGUGGCCGCGCCACUGGCAACGAGGCCGCUUUCCGUGACCGCAACGCCGGCCGCAACAACAACCGUGAGAAGGUCGUUGAGGACCCCAAGGAGGGCCAACGGCGCGGAUUCCACGCUCGUGGAGACCGUGGUGAGCGUGUCCGCCACGACCGUCAGUCCCGCACCGGCCAGACCGACACCCGCAAGCAGGUGAACCAGGGCUGGGGUAACCAGAGCGGUGACAAGACUUGGGACGAUGAGAAGGCCGGAGAGGACAUCGCCCACAAGGAUGAGAACGAGCCCCAGACUCCCGCCGCCGAGGAGGAGCCCGCCGACAAGUCCAAGUCCUUCGCCGACUAUCUCGCCGAGAAGGCCGCCCAGGGGGACCUGAGCGCCAAGCCCGUCCGCUCCGCCAACGAGGGCUCCAAGCUCGACAAGAAGUGGGCCGCCGCCAAGGAGCUCAAGCCCCGCGAGGAGGAGGAGGCCUACAUCCAGGGUCAGGACGCCAAGUCUAAGCGCGAGAAGCAGCGCAAGGAGAAGAACUUCCUCGAGGUUGACAUGCGCUUCGUCGAGGCUCCCCGCGGUGGUGCCAACGCUCCCCGUGGCCGUGGUGGUCGUGGUGGUCGUGGUGCUCGUGGCGGCCGCGGUGGUAACAACACCAACGCUCCCCGCCCCUCCGCUGCCGCUACCACCGGCGCUUCCGUCACCGUCGACGAGAAGAACUUCCCCAGCCUGGGUGGCAAAUAAAUGUGUUUUCAUGCCCCAAAUCUAACACACAACCGGUGAUCAUGGUUCCCAUGUCAAAUUGCGCGCGUGUUGUAUCUUUGUGUUUAUCUUAAAAACCAGAUUUAUCUCACCCGCUUAUCUACCUUUUUUUUUUUCUUCUAAACAAAAAAACGAAAAAUAACUUGCUCCACAAUUGACACUCCUGUGUUCCGUUUUAUCAUCUGUUCUUUCCCAUCCCAUUCCUCCCAUCCAUCCAUCCUAAUCAUUCCCAGGAUUCUCUAAGGUAGUCGGACCGUGUCUUUAGUGUGUGCAGUUUUUUUUUUAUUUUUCUUUCGUCUUGAAUUGUCUUCGGAACCUGAAUAAUGGUGUGAACAAAGCAGCCCAUGAAGCCAACCCACCUCAAUCAAAAUAUGCAAGCC
Messenger RNA from Aspergillus homomorphus CBS 101889, 1482 nucleotides. RefSeq names its product putative telomere and ribosome associated protein Stm1 (gene stm1). Gene Ontology annotation, molecular function: RNA binding. Bases 176 to 1084 code for a protein of 302 amino acids. NCBI's taxonomy places the organism in Eukaryota, Fungi, Ascomycota, Eurotiomycetes, Eurotiales, Aspergillaceae. The record is from RefSeq and is a predicted model, not a curated record. The transcript has 5 exons. Gene Ontology annotation, cellular component: cytoplasm; nucleus.